AAUGCAUAUUAUCAAGUGUCUGCAAACUGCAGUUUGCUUGGAUUUCUCAUUUCCUGAACAAAAUUAAUACUUUAACAUUGAUCGUUGGAUUGGAAAGUGGCAUCAUUAAAGAUGGACGAUCUUAUUCCGACGAAAAAACGACGUGUUAAGGGCAACAAGAAUCGUCAUCGUGCUGUAUGGCGCAAAAGCAGUAAUGUGGCAGAUGUGGAGGACUUCAUCGAGGAGCAGCGCGAAAACGAUCGAUUGGGUCUUGGUGGUGGCUUACACGAAAAGAAAGAUGCGGAAUUGUUCAUUGUUGAGGAUUCGCUGCCACAGCCUGAAACCAGUCGGGUCGCCGUCAAAGAGGAAACUCCCGAUAUUCCCCUCGGCUCGCCGUCCUUUCCUCUCUUCCCGCUGUCUAAGAGCUCUUUCAAACCAAUAUUACCAAAAGAAUCCCUGUGGAAAGAUUUACAAUGCUUUAAAUCAUUAUCCGGAGGGCGAUCGUCCGAAAAGAUCAAGCCUCACGCUCGCAAGACCACGGAGAUCAAAGCCUGCAAACUGCAGCGCUACCACGAUGCCGUCGCUCUGCGAAAGGCCAGGAAGGCGGUCAGGGCAGCGCAGCCGAGAGGCGUGACGAAAUCUCACAAGGAUCCCCUCUUCAAUCGCGAUCUGUGGGCGGGAGACGGUGCUUCCGGGACUGGGAGCGAGGUGCCGGAGGAGCGGAAGCCGGCCAUUUCCCGACCGCAGCGAGCGCCGAUGACGCUGCAGUCGCGCGUCAAGUCCACGCUGGCCGCCGUCGAACUCCCGCAUCCCGGGACGUCCUACAAUCCCGCGCCCGCCGAUCACCAGAGUCUCUUGUCGUCUGCCACCGAGAAAGCCCAAGCACAGCAACGCGAGGAAGAAAAACUGCGCGACUUCAGCAAGAAGCGCACCGUGGCCGAUAAGUGUGCAUCUGAUUCCUGGAUGGAUGAGAUGCGGCAAGGACUUCCGGGGGCAGAGGUAGAGAGCACUGUCGAUGAUGCUCCCGCAGGUGAAGAUGUGGAAGAAUUCGAGAUCAACCGGAAGACGGCCGGCGAUGCCAGAAAGACCAAAAAGGAGCGCAGAAAGCAGAAGCUCCUAGAAGAACAGAAAUCCCAGCGCUUAAAGUUAAAGGAAAAAAAGAUUCUGGAGCAUGAAGUGUUCAGCGUUAAAAAAAUUCUGAAACGGCUGGAUGUUAAGGCCAAAGAGGACGCGGCACAGGCACUGGUCCGUAAGGCCAAGCGAGACGAUCCCCUGCGACUUAGGAAACUGAGCAAAUACAAAUUCGAAGAAGCAAAUCCUGAUGUGCAGUUACCAGAGGAUAUGGCCGAUAAUCUACGCACGCUGCGGCCGGAGGGCAAUUUGCUGUUGGACCGUUACAAAAGUCUACAGCGGAGGAACAUCGUGGAGCCGCGUCGACGCCAAAAGAUUAAACGCAAAUACAAACUGAAAUCCUACCAGAUCGAAGGUCGCAAACUGGAGGAGUUGAAGACGUAGAAUAAUAUGUUCUGAACAAAAUCAAACAAAUGCAUUGUUUCCACCGUUGACUAAAUGUUCGUGUGUGUCAGCUGUCAAGCGUGUAUGUGUUGGCAGCGGCAUCCAAGAAAGCCGGUGCGCGGAAAAUGCUGACUGAGCAGUUUGUAGAAUUGACUCAGGCAUCUGACUGUGGUCGCUUUGCGCAUCGAAUGAAGCCGAUUAAAGUUUUAAUAUUCUGUAA
Messenger RNA from Paramacrobiotus metropolitanus, 1714 nucleotides. RefSeq names its product ribosome biogenesis protein NOP53-like. NCBI's taxonomy places the organism in Eukaryota, Metazoa, Tardigrada, Eutardigrada, Parachela, Macrobiotidae. Gene Ontology annotation, cellular component: nucleolus. Gene Ontology annotation, molecular function: 5S rRNA binding. The record is from RefSeq and is a predicted model, not a curated record. The transcript has 11 exons. Gene Ontology annotation, biological process: rRNA processing; ribosomal large subunit assembly. Bases 112 to 1494 code for a protein of 460 amino acids.